Messenger RNA from Glarea lozoyensis ATCC 20868, 951 nucleotides. RefSeq lists its product as uncharacterized. The transcript is spliced from 3 exons. The coding region runs from base 1 to 951 and encodes 316 amino acids. The record is from RefSeq and is a predicted model, not a curated record. Lineage: Eukaryota; Fungi; Ascomycota; Leotiomycetes; Helotiales; Helotiaceae.
AUGCUCUUGCCUCGAGUCGUCGCGGCUGCUCUGGCAUUGCGACAAGUGAUUAUUCCUCAGGACUAUUGUCAACCUCAGUGUCCUACUUGCAAAGAUAAUAUAAUAGCUUUCGACAACGCAACGUCCUGUGUGACGGGCUCGCCGUUUCUCGCCAAUUGCGGUGCCUGUCAAACCUGUGUUUUAUAUUACUCGAUAUACAAUGGCACUGUCCCUUUACUCGACGAAGUCAUUAGUACUUUAUCUGCUCAACUCGACCGUUGCGACGACAGUCCAGUGAAGGCUGAAGUGUCUGCCAUCGCCUCGCAAGUAGCGAGGAUAUCGAGCUAUGCUGCGCUGGCGACGAAAACCGAGACUUCUUCCUCAACGAUAACACCGGCAGCCACCAAUAGUGUCGAUAGUGCCUCCCAAGUAGCAGAUACCACCUCUGGAUCCGCUACGAGCACCGGCUCGCCAGCAGCCACGAACACAUCAACGAGCACCGCAGCCGUAGGGCCAGGACCAAAACUAAGUCAAAGUUGGAUCGCAGGACCCGUAAUAGGAUCAAUAUUAGGAAUGGCAACCGUAUUCGUAGUAAUCUACUGCACACGCCGGAAACACAUCCGCGAAGAAUGGGAAUUAGGAAACAUAAAAGAAAUCCCCGACGAAGACCAAGAAUCCACCCGCCCACCACCACCACCACCGCCCUCAGACGACGCCGACAAAGCUAUGUUACACGGCGACUGCGUCGUCCCCAAGGAGAUGGCAAACACGGAAAUCAUCCCACCGGUCGAGUUACCGGCGCUUGAGCCCGUGGGCAUGGAACUCCUCACCCCAAGGAGCGCAACGGAUAAUAUGGAGAAAGAUUGGCCGCUACCGAUCUCGCCGCUCCCGGCGCUGUUCGCGAUGACGGAGAUUAGAGAUGAGAGGACGGGUGCGGAUUCGCCGAGACAUGAUACUUUUUACCAUGCGUGA